This is a messenger RNA of Coregonus sp. 'balchen', 12062 nucleotides long. NCBI's taxonomy places the organism in Eukaryota, Metazoa, Chordata, Actinopteri, Salmoniformes, Salmonidae. The record is from the annotation of a GenBank genome assembly.
AUGUUUCCUGUGCAGAUGCUGGGCGGAGCCUCCCUUCCUGUGAACACUCUGGUGAAGAUCAAAGAGGGCCUGCUGCGACAGAGAGAGCUAGAGAUUGACAGGUCAGUAAUACAGAGUACAGAGGAGGGUGGACAUUUAAACCAUCAGGGCUGCACUGAAUCAUUGGGCCAAGCAGGGGAAUGAAUUUAGGCUGGAGAAAAACACACCACAACAAUUCUAGGAGGAACACACCAACAGCCUUAUUGUGUUGGAGCAGCAAACAUGUCUGUCUGAGUCUCUAUACACCUCAUUAUAUUCCACCACUGUGUCUGACUCUGUUCAUCACAGUAGGAAAAACAUUGUGAGAGAAAGUGUCCCUUCCUUUCAGGGUUGUCAUUGCCCAGGGGAAGGUUUAGUGCACUGGAGUCUCUGAUAUGAUGGGGCAGCACCGCAGACAUCCUGCAUUCAUUUUUCUAUGGGCCACACACUGUCACGGUCACCCCCUCGAGGCACAAAUACACACACAGACACACAUUUUUUCAAUGACCUUGAGCAGAUGUCAGUGUUGGGGCAUGCGGCCACACACGUCCGAGGUGUCCCCUUUCAGAGUGGCAGGCUGGCGCUGACAGGACAGGCUGGGCAGUGCCAGGGGAGGGGAGUGGACAGGACAGGGUCACCCACCACCCCCCACCCCCCACCCCCCACCCAUAGAUUACUGUAGGAAAUACAGGCAGAGGCACAAAGCAGACACACAGCACAGAGACUUACCCUGCCGCACCGACACAUAGACUGGCAUUAACAUAAAAGGCUGGACCGGCUUUGAAUUGGAGAGAUCAGUGUGUAACCCAGCCAUUGAUUUAUAUAUACACUAGAUGACUGAUAGGGGACGCUGUGCUGGAGCCACCGUGUCUCCAUCUUGGAACUCCCCCACCAUUGUAAAAAAUAUUUUGGAAGCUAUAUAAAUGCAUUUAUUAAUGUCUACAUUCAUUUUUGCCACACUUAUUCUAUUACAGACACCUUAAUGCAUACUUAAAAAUUAUAUGAUGAACAAAAAUAUAAAUGCAACAUGCAACAAUUUCAUAGAUUUUACUGAGUUACAGUUCAUAUGAGGAAAUCAGUCAAUUGAAAUAUAUUCAUUUGGCCAUAAUCUAUGGAUUUCACAUGACUGAGAAUACAGAAAUGCAUCUGUUGGUCACAGAUACCUUAUAUUUUUGUGCAUUCAAAUUGCCAUCGAUAAAAUGCAAUUGUGUCCGUAGCUUAUGCCUGCCCAUACCAUAACCCCACCCCCACCAUGGGGCACUCUGUUCACAACGUUGACAUCAGCAAACCACUCGCCCACAUGACACCAUACACGUGGUCUGCGGUUGUGAGGCCGGUUGGACGUACUGCCAAAUUCUCUAAAACGACGUUGGAGGCAGCUUAUGGUAGAGAAAUGAACAUUCAAUUCUCUGGCAACAGCUCUGGUGGGCAUUCCUGCAGUCCGCAUGCCAAUUGCACGCUCCCUCAACAUGAGACAUCUAUGGCAUUGUGUUGUGUGAAAAAACUGCACAUUUUAGUGUCAUUUUAUUGUCCCCAGCACAAGGUGCACCUGUGUAAUGAUCAUGCUGUUUAAUCAGCUUCUUGAUAUACCAUACCUGUCAGGUGGAUGGAUUAUCUUGUCAAAGGAGAAAUGCUCACUAACAGGGAUGUAAACAAAUUUGUGCACAAAAUUUGAGAGAAAUUAGCUUUUCGUGCGUAUGGAAAAUGUCCCAGAUAUUUUAUUUCAGCUCAUGAAACUUGGGACCAACACUUUACAUGUUGCAUUUAUAUUUUUGUUCAGUGUAUUAUGUGAGCUAAACAGAAAAAUGCAAAAAUAUAUAAAAACAUUUUCCUUAAAGUAUAAUUUUUGGAGAUUACUAAUGUUACUGGCCCCACUACAACAACAAAAUACUUAAAUACAUGUAAUUUUGUCCUUGAAUCAUUUAAUUGAAAUACUGUAGAAUUCCAUUCAUUCCUAUGGAGGACUGCUCCUACUGGGGAGUGCCAAUAUGGCUGACCGGUGGCUUCAAAGCCUCUCAAUGGCAAAUACACAGCAUCAGCAAUCCAGUGUUUAUAUACAGUACAUAUUUGAGCCCAGCCUAAUGAGAAAACUCAUUUCACCACCAGGUGGCAGUCUUACCCAAACCUACAUACACUGAGUAUACCAAACAUUAGGAACACCUUCCUAAUAUUGAGUUGCACCCCCCCCCCCUUUUGCCCUCAGAACAGCCUCAAUUCGUCGGGGCAUGGACUCUGUAAUGUGCCGAAAGCGUUCCACAGGUAUUCUGGCCCAUGUUGACUCCAAUGCUUCCCACAGUUGUGUCAAGUUGGCUGGAUGUCCUUUGGGUGGUGGACCAUUCUUGAUACACACAGGAAACUGUUGAGCGUGAAAAACCCAGCAGCCUUGCCGUUCUUGACACACUCAAACCGGUGCGCCAUACCCCGUUCAAAGGCACUUAAAUAUUUUGUCUUGCCCAUUCACCCUCUGAAUGGCACACAUGCACAAUCCAUGUGCAGUCCCGUGUAGCUCAGUUGGUAGAGCAUGGCGUUUGCAAUGCCAGGGUUGUGGGUUCGUUUCCCACGGGGGACCAGUAUGAAAAAAAAGUGUCUGCUAAAUGACAAAAAAAAUGUCUUAAAAAUCAUUAUUUAACCUGUCUCCUCCCCUUCAUCUACACUGAUUGAAGUGGAUUUAACAAGUUACAUCAAUAAGGGAUCAUGACUUUCACCUGGUCAGUCUAUAUCAUGGAAAGAGCAGAUGUUCCUAAUGUUUUGAAUACUCAGUGUACCUGAGUUUGACCAGUAAUUUGACCAGUUUCUCACAGCAGGAAAAUAAACCUGCAGCAACAGGAAAUGUGGAUUAUAAUUAAUGUACAUUUUUGUAGGGGUCGAUACAUUUUUUGUUAGGAUAAGUCUGACAUUUUAAAGUGGGAAUUACAAACUUUAGAAGGUUUUUUAAACCUUGAAUACACUACAAAACAGUGGUCAAACUAAUACAGUAUAUCUGUACACAGCAUUUAGUAUUCCUAUCUCGAUCCAGUAGCAUUAAUCAACACUCCCAUUUUAUUUUGCUGAAAGGCAGAAAAUGUCAAGGAAAGAGCUACAUACAGGUAUUAAGAGCUGAUUAUAAAUAUGUAAAAAAAAAAAUCAGGGUGGGGGGUUAGGGAAGUGACAUUGUGCUUGUCUCAUCAGGAUAGCAUGCAGCCAGCACCCUCCACAAGAGAAAAAUAUUAGACAAGUGAUUUACACUGAGAGGAGAUUGUGUCACACAGCCUUAAUCUUCAUGUUUUACUGGCCAACCAGGGCCCAGAAGAGAGCACCGUAUAUUACCACCUGUCCACAACGCUGACUCAGAAGUACACAGGGCUAGAUAUUUAUGCUAUAUGCUAUAAACUCUAGUGGCAUUGAGAUGGAUGUUGUUAUAUAUUGUUAUUAUAUGUCGUCCUACAUGAUCCACACAGAGUGGGCAUUCAUUGGCCUGUUGUCUGUGUAAUAUGGAUAAUGGAGAGAGCUGGCACUGUGUGACCAUUGAUUAUUUUACUGUGUACCUCAUAAGAUGUUUUUACAUGUUAGUAUGACUUGGAUAUCAGUAUACCUGCUUCUGUAAUCAAUGGUGAUGUGUCACUGACAUGUUAUGUCUGAUGUGUGUUUUCCAGACAAAAGCAACAGAUCUUACAGCUCCAUGCCCGGAUCAGGGACAAUGAGCUGAGAGCGCAACAGGUCCUCCAGAGCCAGAAGGGGCGCUGUGACGACCCCUAUCUACUUAACGCUAAGGUAAUAAAGCCUAUUCUACUGUAUCAGUAACAACCCAACUGUCUGAGAACUACACCACAGCACACACACAACACACACACACUCAGGGUCACUCAGAGAGAUGAGCCAGGCUGCUACCGACUGAGAACUAAUGUAUCUCGUCUCUUUUCCAGGAGUCUCCAUAUGACAGUCCUGUGGCACAGCUCCAUCCACAGCUCCAUCCACAGCUCCAUCCCCAGCUCCAGCCCCAGCCCCAGCUCCAUCCCCAGCCCCAGGUCCCAGAUAGGGUGAGCCAUCUGUGCUGUGACAAAGGGGAGCUGGGCCGUAAGCUGGCCGCUGCAGAGCUGGAGGUCAUUCACCUCAACGAGUUCCUCAAACAGAACACCCAGAAAUACACAGAGGACAUAAAGAAGCUGGAAGAGAAGGUGACCAAUGGGCACAUUACACAGAUCAACCAUAACACUAGCCUCACCACAACCCUAAUCCUAACCCUAACUCUAGUUCAUGUCCACACCCCGGAUCAACCCCAGUCAAAAUCCUAACCCUAAUGAAUGUAAUCAACCCUCUCUCCUGCCCUUCAGAUGAAGACGCGCGACCGCUACAUCAGCAGCCUGAAGAAGAAGUGUCUGAGGGAGAGUGAGCAGAACCAGGAAAAGCAGCAGAGGAUAGAGACCCUGGAGAAGUACUUGGCUGACCUGCCCUCCCUCGAUGAGGUCCAGACCCAGGCCCAACAGGUAGUUGGACACCUCAGGGUGUCGUCUGACUGGCUGACCGCUGGGGCUCUGCUAGCAUCUCUACUGACAUCUCUGCUAGCAUCUCUGCUAAGCUUCUUAGUCAUUUGAUGGCCAUGUUAGAACAUUUUCUUUGUAUUAUUAUGAGAAAGUACAUGGGCUAGCCUGUAUGAUCUUGAUGUAGUUAUAGGGUUAAGAUUAAAGGCAAGUUUCUAGUGAGGGUUAAAGUUUAAGGUUAGUGGUUAAUUGUAUUUGUGGUCACUGGUCAGAAAGCUCCUUAUUUCUGCCCCCUCUAGCGUGGCCAGAUAGUGAGACCCUUCUAGCGUCUCUGCUAGCUAGCGUCUCAGUACUAAGCUAACACCUGGUAAUGGAGCGGAGGCGUAUCUUCAUUACAGCUCUGUAAUCUCAUUAGACCUGAUAAGAUCAGCCAUUUCAGGCUGCAUUAGUGGUAGUGGUAGAGUGGGAUGGGAUGGGAGUUCAGAGUGGCUAUUAACAGCCUCCGGUCAACAAGAAGAUAAUAGAUGAUAUCUCCUAUUGUGUUUGCCCUGUCUAUCUUUACUGUAAUGAUAAUUAAAUCAUUGUCAGACAACGAGAUUCAAUUUGUUAAUGGUAAUAAGAACCAAACAGUGUCAAUGUUAUUUAGUGGUUUGUGUGUAGUGUGUACUGAUAUUCCUUUGCUCAGGUCAGUCUUAGUUAGUGGUCUCUUUGUACUUAUGUUCCUGUGGUGUGUGGUUGGGACAGUCACAGAUAGUGUGUGUAUAGUCCUAAUUUUCUGUUCCUGUGUGUGUUUAUAAUAAUAAAUCAGCUGAAGGAGGUUCAGGGGAAGGCCCAGGGUCUGCAGGACACAGUGGCUUGUCUGGAGAAGAGUCUGGAGGAGGGCUGCACCGUGCUGCAGGCGAAAGAGGACCUGAUUGAGACCCAGUGCAAGAGGGAGAAGGAGCUGGUGGCUGCUGUACAGAGGUAUGAUAGAAAUACAAUAGCAAUAUUCCUCUGCAACUCCUCUUUCUAGUUGUAACAGCGUGUCAAAGCUGGUUAGUUGUGGUUGUGUUGAUGACAGUUGUGUCUCUCCCUGGUUCCCCCAGCCUGCAGGAGAAGGUGGAGCAGUGUCUUGAGGACGGGGUCCGGCUUCCCAUGCUGGACCUAAAGGAGCUGGAGGUAGAGAACGCACAGCUACAGGAGCAGCAAGCCACCACCACCAAGGUGAGACGCAGAAUGCAUACAUACACACACACACACACACACACACACACACACACACUUAAAGCUAAGAUAAUAAAAUCUACUGUAUCAGUAACAACCCAACUGUCUUACCUACUAUACGGUUAUUCCCAACUGGCAGAAGGUUUGAACAUUCUCAAGCUUAGUCUCAAGCUUUGUCAUUUGUUGACAUAUCUGGAACUUUUUAAAAGACUGAGAACUAAUGUAUCUCCUUGUCUACACCACAACACACACACACACAACACAACACACACACACACACACACACACACACACACACACACACACACACACACACACACACACACACACACACACACACACACACACACACACACACACACACACACACACACACACACACACACACACACACACACACACACACACACACACACACACACACACACACACACACACACACACAGGGUCACUCAGAGAGAUGAGCCAGGCUGCUACCAGAUGUUUACAAUGCCUCUCUGCUCUUUUUCAGCUGAUAGACAAUCAGAAGAACCAGAUUGAAAAACUCACCCUUGAGCUGACGGUAAGACCUGCUAUUAGGGGUGUAACGGUUCACCAAACCCACAGUUCAGUACAUUUUGCGGUUUUGGAGUCACGGUUCAGUUUCUGAUGAGUCAUAAUACCUGAUGAGAGCACCAUCAGGAAUAACAACACUGGAUUUUCUUAAAUGAAAACACCCGAUUACUCAUCAACAACAACACUAAAAUAAGUAAGUGACUGAAAUCACUUGUGUGUGUGUGAAAUCAAUAUGUAAACAGGGCUCAGACAUUGUAUAGGCCUACAGUUGUGGUUGAAAGUUUUGAGAAUGGCACAAGUAUUGGUCUUCACAAAGUUUGCUGCUUCAGUGUUAUGUGAUAUUUUUGUCAGAUGUUACUAUGGUAUACUGAAGUAUAAUUACAAGCAUUCCAUAAGCAUCAAAGGCAUUUAUUGACAAUUACAUUAAGUUUAUGCAAAGUCAAUAUUUGCAGUGUUGACCCUUCUUUUUCAAGACCUUUGCAAUCCGCCCUGGCAUGCUGUCAAUUAACUUCUGGGCCACAUCCUGACUGAUGGCAGCCCAUUCUUGCAUAAUCAAUGCUUGGAGUUUGUCAGAAUUUGUGGGUUUUUGUUUGUCCACCCGCCUCUUGAGGAUCGACCACAAGUUCUCAAUGGGAUUAAGGUGCGGGGAGUUUCCUGGCCAUGGACCCAAAAUGUCAAUGUUUUGUUCCCCGAGCCACUUAGUUAGCACUUUUGCCUUAUGGCAAGGUGCUCCAUCAUGCUGGAAAAGGCAUUGGUCGUCACCAAACUGUUCUUGGAUGGUUGGGAGAAGUUGCUCUCAGAGGAUGUGUUGGUACCAUUCUUUAUUCAUGGCUGUGUUCUUAGGCAAAAUUGUGAGUGAGCCCACUCCCUUGGCUGAGAAGCAACCCCACACAUGAAUGGUCUCAGGAUGCUUUACUGUUGGCAUGACACAGGACUGAUGGUAGCUCUCACCUUCUCUUCUCCGGACAAGGUGUUUUCCGGAUGCCCCAAACAAUCGGAAAGGGGAUUCAUCAGAGAAAAUGACUUUACCCCAGUCCUCAGCAGUCCAAUCCCUGUACCUUUUGCAGAAUAUCAGUCUGUCCCUGAUGUUUUUCCUGGAGAGAAGUGGCUUCUUUGCUGCCCUUCUUCACACCAUGCCAUCCUCCAAAAGUAUUCGCCUCACUGUGCAUGCAGAUGGACUCACACCUGCCUGAUGCCAUUCCUGAGCAAGCUCUGCCUGGUGGUGCCCCAAUCCCGCAGCUGAAUCAACUUUAGGAGACGGUCCUGGCGCUUGCUGGACUUUGUUGGGCGCCCUGAAGCCUUCUUCACAACAAUUGAACCUCUCUCCUUGAAGUUCUUGAUGAUCCGAUAAAUGGUUGAUUUAGGUGCAAUCUUACUAGCAGCAAUAUCCUUGCCUGUGAAGCCCUUUUUGUGCAAAGCAAUGAUGACGGCAUGUGUUAACGAGAGAAUCACUGACAUGAUGGCAGCUGGUCCUUUUGUGGGAGGGUUGAAAUGCAGUGGAAAUGUUUUGUUGGGAUUAAGUUCGUUUUCAUGGCAAAGAGGGACUUUGCAAUUAAUUGCAAUUAAUCUGAUCACUCUUCAUGACAUUCUGGAGUAUAUGCAAAUUGCCAUCAUCAAAACUGAGGCAGCAGACUUUGUGAAAAUUAGUAUUUGUGUCAUUCUCAAAACUUUUGACCACGACUAUGUUAUAAUGUUUUCUUACAAAGACAAAAAUAUGUGACUCUCAUAAAGGGAGCGCGUCUGUAGCGCGGUACACUCCAGGGUAAUGUGAAGGGCUGUCACUGUUAAGUGGCUCUCUGUAGCCCUGGAGGUCCAUCCAUAUGUACUAAGCGCAACACAUGGUGCGUUAGCCAAUUCAUUGACACAUUUCGGCUUUAGCUUGCUUAUAUAGUGCGAGUGGGCGCAGUUCGUAACGUCGCUCGAGCACUUUCAUGAGGUGCUGAAACCCCCUAUUCUUCUUAACCACUGAGAAUGGGAGCAUAUCCGUGUCUGUAAAGAUACCUAUCGCUCUUGUAAUUUCUUUGGCCCGGUCAGAAUCAGCUGCUAAUAGCUGCUUGAACGCAGAGUGGAAACCAAAGUUGUGUUGUUUUUUUUGUUGCGUUUCCAUCAUGCUCUGGUGGUAGGAAUACUGGGGUGAUGUCGGCGUAAAGGUGUUGGCAGCUGCAUAGACCAUUCUCGUUGGCCAGUGGCGACAUACUCUCUCUGUCCAUUGCCGUUGUAAUCUACUGGGAAGACAAAAUGUUCCCAAACUGGAGAUUUAAAUAAUGAUUGAGAAUCCUCCUGGUUUAUCGACCACACCACUCGCCAUUGUACAUAACUAGUUCCCGGCUGCGCCCCACUAAAGGACAGUUUGAAAUGCACCAAUUAAGAUUUUAAUUUAGAUAACAACGUGCGCAUAGGAUUUAGUUGUUUUAACGGAAUAGCCUGAAAUGUUUUUUUAAACUCAGAUUUAAUCCAGAGGCAUAACCUAUAGGCCUAGUGUUUUUAUUUUCUUGUUCACAGUUCGGACUGAAACGAGGUCCCGAUACUGAACGGUUCGGUAUCAAUGUGUACCGUUACACCCUUACCUGUUAUUAGACUUUACUUUGGUCCACAGUAUGCUUCAAUCAGGCGCUGUUGUAGUAGUAAUGUUGUGCGUCUGUCCUUGAGUGUGUCUGUGAGUGAUGAUGACUAUGAAUAAGAAGAUGAUGAUAAUAAUGUUGAUGAUGAUGAUGAUGACGAAGAGGAUGAUGAUAAAUCACCACUGUCAUCAGAGCAGUAUACAGUAUGUGACGGCUGUCUUAUUGUUCUGUUGCAGGCUGUAGAGCAGAGGCUGCAGAAGGAACGAUGUCUCUCCCAAGAGCUCCAGAAACAGCUGCAGGAGAAGGGCGAGGACCUGGCUUCACUCUCCAACACCCUCCACCAGGUAACCAGCCCCACACGGACGAGCCCUGCGCUGCCUCUACAAAUAUGUUCAUGUAAAGAAGGCUACUCACCCCAAAGUAGGACUAUUCUUGGGAGCUGACAUUUUUUUAUUUAUCUGAUUUUCCAACCCAGGGCUAGAGUGGGGUAGCUAGCUAGUAUCUACUGUAGCUAGUAGCUUCCUCUCUCUCUCCACUCUACAUCCUGACAGACAGUUUUCUCUGUCCCAGGUUUAGCUGGUGAUGGGGAGGUCCAUUCACCACCAUUCUGUUCCUCUACAGGCCCUUUUUGUCCUCAGAUCUUUUCAUAGCAGCAGAGUUAUGAAUAACCCAAUAUGGCCCCUUCAGCACCCCCCCACUACUACACGGACCCAAUUAGAAUUCAUGGUGUCAUUUUUCAACUCCCCCGCCCGUCUCAAGGUGAGGAUGAGCCUGGCGCUAAAAGGUCUGAAUUCAUGCAGGUGGGAAUGUGUGUGUGUCUCCUGUACAUAGGAGAGGUAGAGUGCACACACACACGGCUGACGCCACAGCACCAUACGUUAUCCCUCUGACAGGGACACAAAAGGCAAUUAUCAGCUGGAAGAUUCCGCCGCCUGGCUCCCACAAGGGAAGGUUGCUGGUUUGGAGAGAAUGGAGGAGUGUUGGCUGGCUGACCUUGCCUGGCUCUGCAGUGUGACUCCCAGGCAGCUCGUGUCUGAAGGGACAGAGAGACAUGACAAGAUGAGGUAGUCUACGUAGUAUCACUGGUUUUAAUUUGACCGUGCCCUCCACUAAUCUGUGUGGCUCGUGAAUGUUGGAAGCUGGGUAUUUACCUGGACACAUACUCUAUGUCCCCUCCAGCACCGUGUAGAGCGAUUUCACUCCCAGCAUUACAUUUUUGUAAUUUAGCAGACGCUCUUAUCCAGAGCGACUUACAGUAGUGAGGGAAUACUUUUUCGUACUGGUCCCCCAUGGGAAUCGAACCCACAACCCUGGCAUUGCAAACACCAUGCUCUACCAACUGAGCCACAUGGGUGGGUGCCUUUCGUUACAUGGAGAUGAAAUGGAGAUGAAAGAGAGAACUUUUAGUGGUGAAAUGGCCUCCAUCUUGGGAGAGCAAGAAGUUGGAUAAUCGGUCCUAAAAUGACUUUGCAACAACUAUUACCUUUCUGCCCCCUCUGUGGGUGUUAGUGUUGCUACGAUACCACAUUAUCCUGUUGAGUUAUAAUGAUGGUGAUUAUUAUUCUAAUUUUCUACUUGGUAUUCUGUGAGACAUUUAGAGAGACUCAUUUGAAAGUGUAUAUUUUAACUGUUCUGUUUCAAAGGAAAGCCAGAGAGAGGGUGUUGGAAGUGUUGAUGAUCCACACAGGUUACAGGGGAGAACACACAGGGAGAGGCACACACACUGAGCAGCUCUUCAGCAGUUCUCCCUCUCAAGUUCACAGUUUUAAUACAAAUGUAACACAAAAGUACACUGUAAUGGACAAAUCCAUUUCUGUUCAGAAAUAAUAGUAUGACUGUCAUAGUUUUAAUUGCGUGCGACUAAAUGCCCUUCUCCAGCGUUUUACAAUGUGUAUUUAUUAAUAAAUGCAAUCUUGCAGUGACAGAGAAUACAAAAGGACGCUUUUCAGCACAAAGGAUUUAGCCAAUUUGUCUCUCAAUUCAGCAACACUUUAUCUACUCUGAACUGGUGCCAAAAUCCUAUUAAUAUUGGGUGGAUUUAGUGUUUUACAUUAAUUUACUGAACACUCCUGAGCUCUGCUGAAUUUGCGUCCGUGUUUGAUAAUAAACCCAGUGUUGGUCUCUAAGCUAUGUGUGUUUCUGCAGAGCCAAAGGCAGUUGGAGGAUGGCGUGGUGGUUGGUCAGGGCUGUGGGGACCAGGGGCCAGAGGCAGGGCCCCUGCUGAAGGAGAUGUCCCUGUGUCUGCUGGACCUCAAGGCCCUCUGUAGCAUCCUCACCCAGAUGACACAGGGCAAGGAGCCCAACCUGGCACUGCUACUGGGCAUCAAAUGUAAGUAGAUAUGUCUGGUUUAAACCUCUUAGGCCGGGAUUCAAUCCGUUUUACAGUGAAUGUGGUCUCCGCAAACGCAGAAACAUUACAAAGAACGAUCGGAUUGAAUUCCGGCCUCUCCUAUCUGCACACACACACCUCCCACAAACUACUGCCAUAUGCAAACCCCACAUCCGCUUCUCGGACUAGCUAAUCUACUCAGUUGUAGGCUACUGAAUAUCUACUUCAUAGUUUUUUGGCAUCAACAGUAAUUGGGUUUUUCCACUGAGGAAGAUGUUACUUCACUAGCUACCUUACAGUUAAUGAAGACUUCCCAACCAUCUUUGUGAUGUCAAAUUACUUGAAUUCCUUUUGAAAGUGACAUUUGGUCCCACCUUCUAUUCUGUCCACGUCGGCAGUAGGAUGCACUUAUUUCCCCUAAGAACACAGAGGGGGAGUCAGGCUGUCCAGGCUGUCAGCUCACAACAAGAAGCUCCUCUGAAUACAUGUACACUUCUUUCACUCUAGACUAGAUAAAAGAGCUGUCACUUCCCCCCUUCAACCUCACUGGAGUACCCAGUACACACACUCGACAGAACCUUUUGCACAGCCACAGUAUGAUUAAAAAUACACACCUGACAGAAGAUACACAUACACUCAGCAUCUCAAAAUCGAGCGUAUUUCACACUCACUCAGUCCAACAUGAUGCUCAUUGACAGAAUUAGAAAUCUUGCAAUGGUAGAUUUGAGCUAAAGCCCAUCAGAUUUUAGUGUGUUUGACUCUCUGACCCCCGUAGCGAUGAGCAUGUCAGGGGAGGAGAAUGACAACUCUCUGGUGGAGGACAGCUUGCGGGCCAAGCUGCUGGAGGUUGGCAAGCUGAGGAAGGACAUUGACGACCUGCGCACCGCCAUCUCUGACCGCUACGCACAGGACAUGGGCGACAACUGUGUGACGCAAUGA